CUCCGACGGUUACCAACAACAACAAGCUCAGGCGGGUUACAGAUUAUCGUGCUCCAAAUAGUAACCGGUUUGCAAAUUUCAACACCUAAAUUUGCAAAAUUGUAACCUCCAGUGAGCCUAUAGCUUCUUUAGUUUUCCACUUCAGUGCUUGUGUACUAAACCAAAAUGGAAGAACCAGCGGAAGGCAAGAAAGAAGAGAAGGAAACUGACAUCAGAAGAUUACAAACAUAUCCACUAAUCAGGCAUUCCGACAUGAACGACGAAAUGAGGACGGAAGCUAUGGAGUUGUGUGUAACAGCCUGUGAAAAAUUUGCAAAUAACAACGAAAAUGCCGCCAAAAUGAUUAAAGAGAGUAUGGACAAGAAAUUUGGUUCAUCCUGGCAUGUGAUCGUCGGUGAAGGUUUCGGAUUUGAAAUAACACAUGAAGUCAAGAAUAUUCUUUACAUGUUUUUUGGUGGUAAUCUUGCAAUUAUGGUUUGGAAAUGUUCAUAGAUAAAGCACAAAAAACCAACUGCCAUUUUGCAUCAUGUAUCUCCAAGUCACACAUACCCCAGACUCUUGCUGUAUUUUUUUUAUUGAAUCAGCCCUGUUGUACAUAUUGCGGUAUUUUUUUACAUACACUUUCAAAUAUGUAGUGCAUUCGACCAAUUAAAUUUGUUUUUUUCUGAAUGAAAAACUUCAACUUAGAAAUAAAAAUUGUCUAAAAACAAGAGCUCAUUAACAUAUUAUUAAGUUUCAUCCUUAUGCUAUGUUGUUAUCUCCAAACAUUUAUUUAGAGUAAAAAAAUAGCUUGUUCCUUAGUGUGAGAAAGGAAAACAUUAAAAAUACAUGUUUUCACAUUUUCUUCAUCUGGAAGAAUUGAAAUUACAAAAUGUUUUUCCCCACAAACUGAAAAACCGUAUUGUGCACAUCAAGCCUUUGGCUUGUAGC
Messenger RNA from Saccoglossus kowalevskii, 930 nucleotides. Its product is annotated as dynein axonemal light chain 4-like. NCBI's taxonomy places the organism in Eukaryota, Metazoa, Hemichordata, Enteropneusta, Harrimaniidae. The record is from RefSeq and is a predicted model, not a curated record. Gene Ontology annotation, biological process: microtubule-based process. Gene Ontology annotation, cellular component: dynein complex.